Molecule: messenger RNA, 654 nt
Organism: Aspergillus luchuensis
Lineage: Eukaryota; Fungi; Ascomycota; Eurotiomycetes; Eurotiales; Aspergillaceae
Exons: 3
Coding region: 1-654 (217 amino acids)
Source: RefSeq, a predicted model, not a curated record
AUGGAUGUCGAUAUUCUCACCCUAUAUGGACCUGGGAUGUCAUUUUAUCGGUCGCAGAUUCAGUUGUCGUCUUCGAAAGAGAAUGGUAUAGUAGGAAAGGCGAAAUUGUCCUCACUAUCGAGAUACUCCUCAGCUCUUGAGUCGCUGAAGGUCAGCAAUCAGAACCUGGACCAUAAAAUGAGCACGCUACGCUCCAAUGUAUUCCGACUCAAAACCGAUUUGUCGAAGCUCCAGCGCCACGUUAGGGCGUUUCAUAAUGAGCUCUUGACCACAUGGCAGGCUGACACGCUUACCCGGCUGGUUGAAGUUGUCUACGAGCGACAAAAUUGGAAGUUACCAGGAGGGGUCGCUGUCGGUGAUCACAUCCACUUGAGCCGCGAGAGACAGUCACGCAUCUUGGCCACUGCUGCGAGGAGGAUCAGAAAGCCGAUACUGAGAAAGAAUUUUGGGCUCUCGGUGCAGUACUACUCGGCUCUACAGAGAUACGACGAGAUUGUCCACCUGCGCAGUACGAACGCUUUUCGGACGGAAUGCACAUUUGCUCGAAGACUAGUCUCAGAAAAGGAGAAUCACUGGGGCAUGUAUCGAUUUUGGGGGGCACUGUUUCCUCUCUGCUAUAGUCGGUCUGUGGAGGAGAGCGCCGAAAUAUUCUGA